Molecule: messenger RNA, 384 nt
Organism: Theileria equi strain WA
Lineage: Eukaryota; Apicomplexa; Aconoidasida; Piroplasmida; Theileriidae
Exons: 3
Coding region: 1-384 (127 amino acids)
Source: RefSeq, a predicted model, not a curated record
AUGGCCUUUGAGGAGAAAUACAAGACAAUCAAACCAAAGUACGACCUUUUAAAGGACGCCUUUAAACAGUUGUACGGGGAACAUGAUGGCCUCAAGGCCGAGAUCGGCAAAAGGAACGAAGAGUUUGAGCGGCUAAACGAGGACUAUGCAAAGCUACGACAGGAGUAUGACCUUCUCAUUGAGGAGAUUAAAGAUACAAAGCUACAGGCUGGAGGAGGCAGCUCUUCGUGGAUUGAAAGGAUAAAGAAGAAUGUAGAAGCUAGUCUGACGGAUCCAAAUAUUGUUGCCAGUCUCAACGAUGAAGUUGCAUCCCUAAAAUCCAAGCUUGAAACAGCUCUUGGAGAUAAUGGUAAGUUAUAUGGGAGAACAUUGACGGAAAUAUGA